GGAGCAAUUUGGGUUUCAGCCUGAAGUAGCGAGUUGACACACCGUUAAGGCAGCUGCUAUAUGUUCUUAAGACCCUGUUUGCGUUUUAAUGAACUGCUCUUUACUUGGUUGUGCUGUGCACGCGGAUUAUGAGCGCGCGGGACGGAGCUGCUCCAACCCGCGGCAGCUGCUGAGCCAGUGUGAGUCAUCUAUAUGGGCCAUCUUCUCUCAACAAAUGGCCUCCGCUUGAAGAAGAGACCGCAGACGCUGCGCAAGAAGAAGAAGAGGAGGAGCUGCUUUCUUCGGGGCCCGUGCAUGCUCUGCUUCUUCAUCCGCAGCAACAGCAGUGACAGCUUCGACGCUGAGUGCCAGUCCGACUCCAGACUGGCCAAGCUGAGCUCGCCUGAGGACUGUGCCAAAUUUCUUCUGUCGCCAGCCGAGUUGGCAGUGUGGGAGUGCCAGGGCCGGAGCCUGCUCUCCUCCGUGCCAGCUAGGCUCAUUGGACCACCAGCGCUCUUCUGCACCGACUACUCGGAGAUGGUGUGUAAGCGCAAGAGUGGCGAGCCGCAGCCACUGGCUCCAUGCAAGCAGCCGCGCUGCACUUCACAGGAGACAACAGAGAGUGAAGAGGAUGAGAAGAAUGCCAGCCAGGCCCUACUACCCCAGCUCUGCCCACUGCCUUCCUCCUCCUCGUCUUCCCUCUCAGAGGAGCAGGAGAGCUCACUUGUGGGGCUUCAGGUGGACUCAGGUCAUAACUUAAGCAAUGACAAGAACCCUGAGAUCUCCUCUUCCUCUUCCUCCUCUUGCCUUCUCACCCACAGUAGUGUGGCAGAGGAAGGCAAGAGUGCUGAGAUCAUGGACACGUCCCGAAUCAACCACCUACCUUCGUCCAUACUACUCAAGGUUUUCUCUCACUUGUCGGUGAAGGAGCGUUGUCUUAGUGCCUCUCUGGUCUGCAAAUAUUGGCGUGACCUCUGCUUAGACUUCCAGUUCUGGAAGCAAAUUGAUCUCAGUGGGCUGAGACAAGUGAGAGAUGACCUCCUCGUGAAGAUUGCAUCCUGGAAACAAAAUGUGACGGAACUGAACAUCUCAGACUGCCGGAACGUUGAGGACUAUGGUGUAUGCACUCUAGCCUCUCAGUGUCCUGGACUGCUGAAGUACACAGCCUACCGUUGCAAACAGCUCAGUGAUGCGUCUCUUUGUGCUGUGGCGUGGCAUUGCCCAUUGCUGCAGAAAGUGCAUGUGGGAAACCAGGACAAACUGAGCGACCAUGCCCUCAAACAGUUGGGUGAACACUGCCCAGAGCUGAAGGACGUACAUUUUGGGCAGUGCUACAAUGUCAGUGAUGAGGGUCUGAUAGCGCUGGCGAAGGGUUGCCCCAAACUGCAGAGGAUCUACAUGCAAGAAAACAAACUGGUGACUGACAGAUCAGUGCAGGCGUUUGCAGAACACUGUCCAGAGCUGCAGUUUGUGGGCUUCAUGGGCUGCUCGGUCACCUCACAGGGAGUUAUACACCUCACCAGGCUGCGGAACCUGAGUAGUCUGGAUCUCCGGCACAUCUCUGAGCUGAACAACGAGACGGUGAUGGAGGUGGUGAGAAAUUGCCGGAACCUCAGCUCCCUCAACCUCUGCCUCAAUUGGAGCAUCAACGAUAGCCCUUUUCCCUCGUUUGGAAGUGGAUAAAAUCUCAUUGCUCUUUCUUGGCACUGGAUCAAGCAAUGUUUCUGUUCCGAAAUUCAUUUGGGAUUCCGGCUAUUGGCUUUUGCAAACCACUCAGGCCAGGAGACAUCUGUUUUACUGAAUUCCUAAUGUCUCUGUGUCACCAGUGUCAGAGGAGCUGCUGGGAAACUCGUCUUGUGGUGUAACUUUUUCCUACAAGAUGCCUGUUUUUAGUGGGGUGCUCCAAAAAAUGGAUUAAACUCAAGUUUGUGCCAGUGCUCUCUCAAGUUCCUGCAGACUGGAGCAGGUUUUCUUCUAGGAUUGCUCUGUAUUUGUACAUUCCUCAGCUCUGAACAGUUUCCCAGUCCCUGCUGAUGAAAUGCAUCCCUGCAAUAUGAUGCUACCACCAUCAUGCUUCACUGUGGAGAUGCUGUUCUCACAGUGAUGAUCAGUCUUGGAUUUUGGCCAAACAUAGCACUUUGUGGCAAGGUCAAAAAGUUUUGGUCUCAUCAGAUCAGAGAACCUUUUUCAAGUUUGUGGAAUUUGGGAUUUCAUUUUUUUUUUCUGAAUAAUUGCUUUCUAAAAUCCAGCUUUGUGGCAUUUCCAGGCUAUAUGUCCUGUGAACAUUAUAAAAAAAAAUGGAAAUAAUAUGGCAUAACUGUGACUCUGCCUAGCAAAGGCCUCUUGGUUGCUUCUCUGACUAAUGCCCUAAUAUGUCACUGACUCUUGGUGGAUGGACUCAUCAAGGUAGAGUCGCUGUUGUGCUAUAUUCUUUCCAUUGUUUAAUAAUGUAUUUAAUGGUGCUUCAUGAGAUGUUCAAAUGUUGGGAUAUUUUACAAACAAACCCUGACUGAUACUUUUCCAUUCAGCUAGUUAUGUCAAUUAUGAUGGCAACUGUUUGCACCAGAUCUAUUUUAGGUGUUUCAUGUUUUACUUAUAAAUAAUUUUCAAAUUUUCUUUCACAUCAAUAUUAUGGACUUUAAAAAUGUUUUUGUUUUUAUUUUAUUUUAUUUUAUUUUAUUUUUUUGUGAAUUCAAGUCAUAUAAUCCCAAUUCAAUCCAACACCACAAAAUGUGGACUGUAUCUGUCGUAAUUUAUGGAAAUUAUAUUACACAGUGCAAAGAGUUGCAUUUUUGUGCAAAGAGUAGUAUUUUUUCUAUUUAACAUACAAAACCUAUGUUAGUAGGUUUGUAAAUUACACAAAUAGUGGAAAUGCAUUUGAUCUGAUAUAUAAACCUUUAGUGAAUCCUUUGUCUAUAAAACUGCAUGUGAGGAGCAGCUCUAUUGAGUCAAAUAUUCCUCAUGUUUGCCGAUUACUUGCUUCCAUUAAAAAAAGACCCUUAGCCUUUUAGUGCUGAAGUGCAACUCUGACAUGUUUUUCUCCCUCAUGUAAUCAGAAAUCCUACAAAAAAAAAUUGAAUUACCCUUCUUACACAAUAGUUCACUCAUAUUGUGUACUGAUUUGUUGCCACUGCCAAAAAUGAGCCUGUCACGUUUUGUGCCAGUUUAUCAGCUACAGCAGCUUUUCCUCACUGUUGAAACAGCAAAGGUAAUGAAUGCUAAUCUGACUUUCUGAGCUAGUAGUGAGGAAGAAAAAUUAUAUUAAUUUGUAUUGUGAGAGACAUCUGAGGCAUAUUUUCUGUAAUUAAAGCUGGGUUGCAUAAUUGAAAUACCUGCAAUUUGUCAUGGUAUCGGGAAAUUACAUGCCAUGAUGUGAGCCAUUUCUUCAUUCGGCAGAAUUUGUUGUUAUAGACUUUUCCUCCCUUCUGCCACCUCUUCAUAUCCAUUAGUUUAAUGAAUGCUAUCCAAUUUAGUCUCUGCCAUGAACAUGGCAGUAAUGUUGUUCUUUGCACUCUGCAGAACAUGCUGCGCUCUCAUUAAAAUAAAUGGUGGUAAUCAAAGUGUGUGACAAUUAACGGAUCACGUGAGUUUCUUCUCCGGUCAUCUUGCAUUUGGCUGGUGAUAUGUUCUCCAGGGGUGCCAUAAUGGUCUCCAAACUCCAGGCAUGAUAGACCCUGGGGGAUACACUCCUAAAACAUUAAACCGUAAACAAUGCCAAGGCCAUCUCGCAUGAGCUGCUGGGGUUGCGAGUUUACGCCUUACAUAAAUACUGGUGAAGUCAAUCAAGUGUGUGUUUGGAUCCUAAUUGAAUUAGAGAGACAAGAUGCUUGCCUGAUGGCUAAUUUAGGAAGCUUUAGACCUGGUUAGGAACCUAAGUUGCUCACAGAAUCACUCCAGCAGGAAAACUUUGUCUCAAGUAGGCUGUGAUAUUAUACCAUUUUAAGGAAUUAGUACAGUUCCAUUACCGUUAUGCUAUCCAAGGAAUAAAACACAACAAGGUAUGCUGAUACAGGAACGCGAACAACGACACGACAGGGUGAUGCAAUACCAUUACCAACCCAAAGUUGAUUAUUUUCCUAUCAUAGCAUGUUUUAUUCCUCUUGAACCAUAGCAAUUUGCCAAUGCUAACUUCUCUAUGUCAGAAAACGUCAUGUUACAGCUUUACAUUGGACUGUUAAAAAGCAGAGACUCCUUCCAUGAAUGUUAAAUAAGUGUGUCCUCACAGAAAACUUCACCAUAUCAAGUUACACUUUUUUUUUUUUUUUUGUGGCGCGUCCAACAUGCAAGCCCAUUUAUAUAUUGUUACUAUAGAAACCAUUACAUAUUAAGAAUGUAUUAAUAUAAACUUGCGAUUUUGUCCAGAGAUCACAAGUUCAAGUCCUGACGAUGCCACAGAUGCCACGGGAGGCCAGGAGAACUAAAUCCAUGCUUCCUGAGUGGGAGGGGUGACAUUAUUCUCUCUCCCUGUCAGUCGCAGCAACACUAGCCAAUCGUGAGCGUCUGUGAGCUCAUGCACGCAGAAGGGGGCGGAUAAUGCUUCGUGACGCAGCAUGAUAAGCAGUUCAAAAAGAUGAGGUUGGCUGGCUUCACCCGUUUCACCUGAGGAAGCCUUCACUCUUCCUGAUUGCUGGCUGUUGUUACCAGAUUUUAAAACAUGAAAAAAUUGCUAAACUAAUUUUAGAUUAUGUAUUUAUAUAUAAAAUAUAUUAUUUUAUAGCUUGGUUUAAAAACAUACUAGCAGUAUGACUAACAGCUGCAUUUAUUGGCAGUAGCUCCUGGGUGUCUUUCCUGCCUGCUUAUUUUCCCUCCCUUUCCGUCUGUUGUCUCCGGGCUGUAUGUCUUAUCACUGUCGGCCACGGGGCACAGCCAGCUCUCCUGAGUUAUGUUGGACUGUGGCUCGGUAGAUUGGGACAAGAACCAGCUCCACUCCACAGAAAAGCAAUUUACAGCUGUAGAUUUCACUUUUUCUGCCAUGAGAAUUUAUUUAAACCACAAAUCUGAGCAAACUUUCCAAACCAACAAAGUAAAUUAAGUAAAUCAGCCUUUAACAAAUCUCGUAAAGCAGUUUUUGUACAGUGAAAGCAUAUAUUCUCUGGUGGCUUUUAUAUAGCAUAUUGCUGAUUAUUAAGAUUAUUGAAUUAUAUUAAGUAUAGCGAUAAGACAUUACAAAUACAUCUUUCCAUUUUGCUCGCAUUGUAGUGCCAGAAAAGUACUUAUAGAAGUUUUUAAAUGUUUCCAGAGUUCCAAAGUAUUAAACUUGAUCACUAUUUUCAGAAAAGCUAAACUUUAAAGAAUUUAUCACACUGAGCAAACCUUUUGAAAAUAAUGCCCUCUAUGAAGUCAAAAUUUGUGUCAGUAACUAAUUCUUUGUAUACAUUAUUCUAUAGGAUGAUAUAAAACACAUUUACUACAAAAAUAAUUUUCAGAAGUGCUGUGUGUACUCCUUGCGAUGAGAAGCUCCUGCCUUCCAUUUUAUUAAGACUGCAGACCAAAGUUUGCAAGAUACAUUUGUAUUCUUUCUAUUAUGCUUUUGAACCUUUGCAAUCUUAAAGUGUUCUUCUGAUGGAAAUACAUAAUAUUUUUAGUCAUAUUUUAAUCAUAUUUUUAGUUAUUGGUAGCUAUAGCCUAGACUUACACACACCGGCCACUUUAUUAGGAAUGCCCGUACACCUGCACAUUCGUGCAGUUAUCCAAUCAGCCAAUCAUGUGGCAGCAGCACAAUGCAUAAAAUCAUGCAGAUACAGGUCAAGAGCUUCAGUUAAUGUUCACAUCAAACAUCGGAAUGAGGAGAAAAUGGCAUCUCAGUGACUUUAACCAUGGUAGUUUGUACCAGAUGGGCUGGUGUGAGUAUUUUAGAAACUGCAGAUCUCCUGGGAAUUUCACAUGCAACUGUCUCUAGAGUUUACAUAGAAUGGUGCGAAAAACAAAAAAUAUCCAGUGGGUGGAAACGCCUUGUUAAUGAGAGAGGUCAGAGAAAAAUGGCCAGACAGGAUCGAGUUGGCAGGAAGGCUAUGGUAACUCAACCACUUUUUACAACUGUGGUGAGCAGAAAAGCAUCUCAGAAUGAACCACACAUCAAACCUUGAGGCAGAUGAGUUACAACAGCAGUAGGAUCCACUCUUAUCGACCAAGAACAGGAAUCUGAGACUAGAGUGGGCGCAUUCACACCGAAACUGUACAGCUGAAGACUGGCUAAUUGCUAAUGAUGACUGAAUAACUGCACGAGUGAGCAGGUGUUCCUAAUAAAGUGGUCAUUUGCCAACGAAGGAUUUCUUUACAAAUGCUCCUUAACAUUAUGGGCUUCUUCUUUGAAGUGCACUGGAGAAAAGGAAAAUUCUGUAGUGCCUGACACUUUUAAAUGGCUGAGAAAUGCUGCAGCUCCAUCAUGAAGAAAUGGGCCCUUUUAAUAACAUUACUCUAUUGAGCACAACACAAGGUUGCUAGGUAUGCUAGUUUUAGCUAGCUAGUAUUAUAUUAGCUUAACAAGACAUGCGGUAUAAGACAUAGUUUUUCCUAGAAGAUAAAACGUAUCAGAGUAGUCUGGAGUCUAGCUAGCUGAGCAUGUGACCAGAGUGGCACAUGCAGCCAGCACAUAGCGAACAACCUUCAUAAUUAUUUUAUAUUAUCCAUAUUUUCAAAGUGAGUGUGCAAAAAUCAGUGGAAAAACAUUUUACCUUUUGACUGAUUCUGACAUUUUUGUCUCAUUUUUACUGUUGAGGAAAAUGUCAUAGCAUUUCAUGAUAUAUUUUUAGUGGAAUGGUGAAUUAUUACUUGGUUAUAGUUUAGUUUUUGUCAUGGGGAAAAAGGUCAUUGUUGAAUAUUUUUCAUCAACAGAAUAAACCCUUGUAAAUUGUAUUUCGUUUUUCCUUUUUUUCAGUCAAAUCCAGCAUUUCCUAAUAUUCCUUUCUUUCUUUCUAUAUAUAAUUGAUGUUAAUUGAGGGUGACUGAAUGGAGGGCGCAUGGCCUUGAGGUUUUGUAUGCACCUUCAAGGCUGUGAAGGUUAGAGGACUGGCGAUUGAAUGGUUUUAUUCUUUGUGAUAAAUACAGCCUUUUGUGUUCAGUGCUUGCAGUAGUUAGUCUAGUCAUUCAUUUUUUUUUAGCAUGUUGUCUGGAAUUCGAGAUAAUUUGGGAUAAUUUGUAGGUUGUACUGAACACUGAUUGAACUCAGUGUUUUGUUUUGUUUCAUUUAUUUGGGUUCCCUGAUGUUUGUGUAGCGAGUGUCUUUACCAUACAAGUACUUUGCUCUGCAACUACAGGCUUCUGUUGUACGUUAUAAUUUUAAAUGUGUGACUUGGAUUUCUAUAGACUCAUGCUUUACUUACACACAUCUCACACAUGUCUCGCUGGUGUGGGUUUAAAUGCUGAUUACAGUGGAAGCAUAUCUGCUCUGUGUGAAUAAAAAGACCCCAUAUUAGCUUUCAGUGUGAAACGGCUUUUAGUAGUCAUAACUGAGAUAAAAUCAUGAAGCCUGUUUUAUUUAGUUAGUAGUUGGUGGAAGAUGUAGGACAUACAUAGUGUACACUCACAAUUCUUUGUUUGAUCCCUGCAUUUUUAUCAGGAUGGGACAGAUUACUAGAGAGCUUUUCUUUCAGUACAUUGUCUUCCUGUCAAAGACGUAUGAAAGUGUACUGGGUUAUACAGGUACACCACACUUAGCAUGUUUUUUUUUCCAAGCUGGAACAUCAGCAAUCACUGACGUCUCCUGAGAAAGCCCUCCACCAGAACCUGAAGCUUAAAUCAUGCUAAAGUCACCAUUCAUGUCCUGUUCGGGGUGGUGAGGCCUUCCACACGCAUAUCCUUUACCUUUAUUGCCUGACAGCUGAUGACUUUAUUUUUGUUUUUCUUCUCUCCGGUGUGACAGCACACUGACACACACACACAGGCACACAGUGACCCUGUAGAGAUACACACAUACACCAUCACCGUCUUGUUUAUUGCUUGUGCCUCCCCUCUUCUUUUUCGAGCACCUGUCUCUUUUAAUAAGGACUUGUAAACAAGGACAGAAUCACUCUGCCAUUGUGAACACACUUUACACUUGGAAGUAUAUUGUUUCAACAGUCUUUAGCUGAGACUGAAGUCAAGUGUUAUUUAAAAUAAAAAGGAUUAGUUAAUGGAUCUUAAUGAAUUAAUGCUCUUUGACAAAUGCACGCUUGCGGCCUUGUUUUGCAUAAGUGUUGCUAAUUAUGCACAAAUGCCACUUUAUUUAUUAAGAAUUGUAUGUUUAAGGUCAUCAGUUAAAUGUGACCUAUGACCAAAUUCUCAGAGAGCAAAUACUGUUUGUAUCUAGGGAUGUGGUAGCUCAGUGGUUAAGAUGUUGGACUUCUGAUCAGAAGGUUGUGAGUUCAAAUCCCCGCACCGCCAGGCUGCUACUGCUGGGCCCUUGAGCAAGGCCCUUAACCCUCAACUGCGCAGUUGUAUAAAUGAGAUAAUUGUAAGUCGCUCUGGAUAAGGGCGUCUGCCAAAUGCCAUAAAUGUAUUGUUACAGAAGUACAUAUCUGUCUUUACAUAUUUACUCACGAAACAUUUAAAAAGUAAUACAUUAAACCUAUUCUAGCAAUUACUAUAUAUUAAAAGGCCAGUGUUUCUCACACAAAACUGAUGAGACUAAAUGUAGUAUUGUUUAAACUGAGAUGUGUCUCUGAGUUUCAGGACCUAGUCCUUCUCAUUUAUAUUCCACACAUUGGCCUAACUGAACACUUUUUGACUGUUUUCAUGUGUACUCUAAUGAUGUUACCUACUCAGAUCGGGGAUUCUGCCAUAGAGUUUGUUGGAUUUUUAGUUGUCACUGUUGUCUGCUAUUAAUACAGUCCAACAUUCAUUCCUUAAAAAAAAACAAAAAAAAAAAACAUUGCUGGCAGAUAUUAUAAAAUUUUCUAUAAAAUAUUAUCUAUGUUAGCUAUUAUUAACAGAUAUGACAAUCAAUGCCUAUGUUCUUACUAAUUAAAGUAGAUAGCAUCUCUCGGCUGCACCUUGCCAUGAGUUUUGCUUUAUCACUCCAGUUAAAUUAAUUUGGUUAUAUGUGGUGUGGGUGUGACAGGUUUUUAUCACAUCACCAUGUGUUAAGUUCAUCUGUCAGCGUGACUGGUAUGUUCAAUGUGUCUGUGUGUUUUUCUCUGGAUUAUUGUCACUAUAGUUAAAAGCGAUGAGCUCUCCCUUUCCUUCUCUGUCCACUUGUUCUGCUUUCUCUGCUCUUUUUUGACAUGCAGCCUAAUUGCUUGAUGUUGGGGGUGUCUUUGUUGUCAUGGAGACUAUAACAUUCCUUUAUUAGACAUCAAGGCCUCAGGUUAUGACUGGCCAAUGCCAUUACCACAAAGUGCUUUUCUAAAAUGGCCCAUAAUAUUUUGCUAAUAAGACACAAAUUUCAUCAUUAUACUUGUAUAUAAUCAUCAUCAUCAUUAUCGGCAUUAAUAAAUCCAUAGUAUUCCACAAAUAGAUGAUGUGUGUGUCCAGAGCUCAUUUCAUUCACACAGUUUCCAUUAGUACAGCUUGGCCUUGAAGAUCUAUUUCUCAUACCCUCUAAAUCAGAUCCAGGUUGUCUAUAAAAUCGCCAGUGUUCCUUAUUGAUGUCAAUCCUAAUUAGCAUUACCAUAACCCCUGAGUGCAGGCCACUCCGUAACAAGCUCUCUGAGGAGAAAAAGGACUGCUUGUCCUCCUCUCUUCUUUCCGCUGUGGAUAGAUGUGCUCAUAUGGAAGCCACUGAUUGUCGCUAACGUCAGAACCCCGAUACCACAAUGGAACAUUAUGAUGCCGGAUCAUUAGCAAGAUCAUGCUAGAAGGUUGCUGUCAGAUCGGUUUGCUUGGGCAGAAUGACCUCCCUGGCGCCAGUGGUCCUGCGCUUUCGCUGAGGUAAAGUGCCUCUUCAAAGCUGAGAAAAGUGAAUUAGUCUCCCAAAAUGGCAUCUAUACAUUAGAUAGAAAACUUCAAAAGAGCUGUGUUUCUUGACUUAAUGGAGAAACAAUGGCUUUUCACUGGACUUUUACCACAGUUAUAAAAGAGGAUCAACUGUGAGUUACUUUGUAGAUUUUUUUUUUGUUUCCCAGUUCAGCACAUUUAAAAUAUCAUUUGAGACAGAAAUGGAAAAUGAUGAGCAGUGUGGCUGAAGGUUGGAGCGCCGAGUGGUCUGCCUUUUUCGAAAAGCAUGAGCCCCAAAUUCAAUUGUCCUCCUUGAAAUGGGACUAUCCAGAUCAGUGAACUGAAGCUUAUAACAUGAGGUUUACUUUAAGGGAAGCAGAUCAUGCUCCUUCUAAUUCUUGUAAUGUGCAAUUUACUGCCGUUGCAACAUUUUAAAAUAUAACUCAUACAGAGCCAAGCAGGUUUUCAGACAUACAGUCCCCUCCAAAAGUAUUGGAACGACAAGGCCAAUUCUUUGCUUUUUGCUAUGCACUGAAGGUUCGAGAUCAAAAGAUGAAUAUGAGACGAUAGAUCAGAAUUUCAGCUUUCAUUUUCCGAUAUUUACAUCUGGAUCUGUUAAACAACUUAGAACAUGGCACCUUUUGUUUGAACCCACCCAAAUGAUCAAAAAUAUUCAAGUGAUCAAUAUAUAAGAACAUGUAACUGGCAGGCGUUUCUUGUUGCCCAGGUGUGCUCUGUUUGAUUGUUUAAACAAUUACUAGUUCUGAAUGUCUACUCUUGGUGUGAGCCCUGGGUUUCACCUGUGAAGACCUCAUUUGUUGUUAAAAACAAUAAACCAACAUGAAGACCAGAGAGCUGUCUGUGGGAGAAAUGCAAGGCAUUUUGAAUCUGAGAAAAGAGGGGAAAAAUCAAUCAGAGCCUUUGCACAAGCAUUGGGAAUAGCCAGUACAACAAUGUGGAAUGGACUGAAAAAGAAAGAAACCACAGGUGUACUAACAAGCAGGCAUCAAACAGAUUGGCCAAGGAAAACAACAGCAGUUUCUUCUUUCUGUGAAGAAAAACCCCAAAACAACAAGCAGUGACAUUACCAACAACCUCCACAGAGCAGGGGUGAAGGAACCAUAGUAGUGUUAUGGCUUGGGUGGCUGCUUCUGGAACAGGCUCACUAAUCUUUAUUGAUGAUGUAACUCAUGAUGGUAGCAGCAGAAUGAAUUCGGAAAUCUACAGAAACAUUCUGUCUGCCAAGUUACAGAGAAAUGCAUCCAAUCUAAUUGGGAAGAACCUCAUCAUGCAGCAAAACAGUGACCCAAAACACACUGCCAACUGCCAAGUCAGUCACCAGACCUUAACCCAAUUGAGCAUGCAUUUCACCUCCUGAAAAGGAGACUGAAAAAAAGAUAUUCAUUGCUUGAUCUCAAACCCAAAUGUCUUCAGUGUCAAAGCAGAGACAAAAGAAUUGGCCUUGCCAUUCGAAUACUUUCAGAGGGGACUGUAUUUGUUCAACAUAAUUCACAUUUAUGUCAAAAGAAUGUCUUGGUUUAAACCAGGACGAAAAAGACCUGGCCUGCUUCAACUGGUUUGAUCCACACCAGGUUUGAGUAUAGACUUUGAACAUGGACUUGCUUCCUUUGCAAACUGGGAUUAUGAAUUUUGAUAAAUACAAGGCUUACAUGAGCGAGUGCUACACUUAAUACAGAGGUUAAUGGAGUCAAACAGAUGGAUUAGAAUUUGUAUUUGCUAACACAACUCAUCAGAAGUGUAUAAAGGGAAUUGUUUUGCAGCUUUGCUGUGAUCUCUGCUGCUUUUUUCCAGUGUGCUUCUGCUCUACCCUGGACCUGAGAGAGACUGGUGAACAUAUGAGCGAGAUGAACAUGGGCACAGCUGACUUUCUUCAUUUGAAGUCUCUGCAUUCCUCAUCUCAGAUGCUUUUCUCCAUGUUAAAGCUUUUCUAGCUUUUUAUCAGAUCGGAUUCAGUUACAGUUUUAAUUUUCUACUGAAGCAUUUUUGACAAAUGUCUAUUAAAUCGGUGAAGAAAAGCCUGCCCAGAGGUUACUUUUAAUCAACAGGGUGUUCGUUGGUUACAGUUACUUACUUUGGUGGUGUGAGACUUUAACCUACUGUUGCUGUUUUGUGUGCAGCUGAAAUAAAGCUUGACUUCUCACUGUUGUGACCUUUAUAAACAUUGUGAGCCUUUUAAGACCUGCACUCUUAUUUGACCCUAUUCUUUCUCGUAUGCUUUCUUG
This is a messenger RNA of Pangasianodon hypophthalmus (striped catfish), 12074 nucleotides long. RefSeq names its product F-box and leucine-rich repeat protein 17 (gene fbxl17). Bases 193 to 1662 code for a protein of 489 amino acids. Gene Ontology annotation, molecular function: protein binding. The transcript is spliced from 8 exons. The record is from RefSeq and is a predicted model, not a curated record. Lineage: Eukaryota; Metazoa; Chordata; Actinopteri; Siluriformes; Pangasiidae.